Messenger RNA from Tetrahymena thermophila SB210, 3591 nucleotides. Its product is annotated as Na,H/K antiporter P-type ATPase alpha subunit family protein. Gene Ontology annotation, cellular component: membrane. Gene Ontology annotation, molecular function: ATP hydrolysis activity; P-type sodium:potassium-exchanging transporter activity; ATP binding. Gene Ontology annotation, biological process: proton transmembrane transport; potassium ion import across plasma membrane; intracellular potassium ion homeostasis. Lineage: Eukaryota; Ciliophora; Oligohymenophorea; Hymenostomatida; Tetrahymenidae. The record is from RefSeq and is a predicted model, not a curated record. The transcript has 6 exons.
AUGAAAAUUCAAGAUCAUUAAGAUCCUAAAAAUAAAGAGUAAAGAGAUGAUGCCUCUCAGAAGUCAUAGAUUGUUCGUAAUUUUGAAGAGCUAAGAUAAUCUAUAUAGAAUUUUAACGAGCUGAAGGAUCAUCGUAGAAAAUCUAUCUAAAAUAUAAAUGCUGAACGCCGUUAAUCAGCAGCUGAUAUUCAAAGAAGAUAAUCUGACAUCUAUUAAAGCUAAACCCUCAACGGAUAGGCAACAACAGCUAAUAAUAAUAAUCAGAAGGCCUAAGAAAAUAAUGAAAAUAAAACUAAGGCUGAUAAACAAAAUGAAUUAAUGAAGAUGGAUGAGCAUAAAAUAGAUCUUGAAGAACUCUAUCUCAGAUUUAAAACUAAUCCUGUUAAGGGUUUGUCUAAUGCUAGAGCAGCUUAAUUAAAUUAAGAACUAGGUGAUAACAAGUUGACUGAAAAGGGAAAGGAACCUCUAUGGAAAAAAUAUUUAAAGGAAAUAACAAAUCCUUUUGCUAUCAUGCUUUGGGUUGCUGCUAUAUUUUGUUUUGUCACAUAUUAUCUUUCUCCUGAAGAUCCUUCUAACCUCUACUUAGGUUUUGUCUUGAUAGCAGUUAUCUUUGUUACUGCCCAAAUCACAUAUUAACAAAAUAAGAAAAGUGAGGCCUUGAUGGAAUCAUUCAAAAACUUUUUACCAUAAAAGUCUACUGUAAUUAGAGAUGGAUCACAAUAAGUUAUCCAUGCUGAAAAAUUAGUCGUUGGUGAUAUAGUUUAAGUCAAAGCUGGUGAAAGAAUUCCUGCAGAUAUUCGUAUAAUUUAAUCAAAUGAAAUGAAGGUUGAUAACUCUCCUUUAACAGGUGAAAGUGAACCAUAACUUCGUACUCCUAUUUGCACUCAUCCUGAUUCACCUCUUGAAACUUAAAAUGUCGCUUUCUUUGGUACUCUUUGCAAGGAAGGAUUUGCUUAGGGAGUUGUCAUUAAAAUUGGUGAUAAUACUACUUUAGGUUUAAUCGCAGAUUUAGCAUCUUAAGAAAAGACUCAAUUAACUCCUUUAAGAAUUGAGCUCAACCGUUUGAUUUAUGUCAUGGUAGCUAUCGCUUUAAGUCUUGGUAUACUCUUCUUCUGUUUAGCUUACUUACUUAUUGGUUAUAACUUGAUCACUUGUGUUCUUUUUGGUAUUGGUAUUCUUGUUGCUAAUGUACCUGAAGGAUUAUUAGGAUGCAUUACUGUUUCUUUGGCAAUUACUGCUAAAGCCCUCCACGGUAAGAAUGUCUUAGUAAAAAACCUUGAAGCAGUAGAAACUUUAGGAUCUACUUCAUGCAUUUGCUCAGAUAAGACAGGAACAUUAACAUAAAACGUAAUGACUGUUGAACAUAUGUGGUAUGGUUUAAAUACAAUCAGGGCUGUUAACAAAUCUUUAAUAACAGAUCAUUCUAAAUUAGAAUAUGAUGAAAACGGUAGUGAUUUCAAAGAGCUACAUAAAAGUGCUAUGAUCUCUAGUGAAGCAAAAUUUGAUAGAUCUAAAUUGGCAGAUUUAAAUAAUAUUAAUUACUUGAAAUGUGAUGUCAUUGGUGAUGCAACUGAAACUGGAUUAGUUAGAUUCUUCUAAUACAUUUAAGACAUUGAAGAGACUCGUAAACAAUUCAAAGUUCCUUAAAACAAAGACAAAACUGAGGCAAAAAUGCCCUUCAAUUCAAAUGUUAAAUUUGCAUUAACAAUUGUUGAACUUCCCACUUAAGACAGUGAUUAUUGCAUUUAUAUUAAAGGUGCUCCUGAAAAAAUAUGGACUUUUUGUUCAUUUAUUCAAAAUAAUGGAUAACCUUAAAAAAUCGAUUCUGCUACCUAAAAAAUUUUUAAUGAUGUCAAUCUUAAAUUCGGUAGAAAUGGUGAAAGAGUUUUAGGAUUUGCUAAACUUCACCUCCCAAGAGCUGAUUUCCCUCUCGGUAAAUCUGAAUUUGUUGUUUCAAAUCCAAACAACUUUAAUUUUGAAAUGAAAAACUUUAUUUUCACUGGUCUUAUUUCACUUAUUGACCCCCCUAAAACAAGAGUUCCUUAUGCUAUUCUUGAAUGCCGUAGCGCUGGUAUUAAGGUUAUUAUGGUUACAGGAGAUCAACCUCCAACUGCUGCCACUAUAGCAAGACAAGUAAAUAUAAUUCCUGAAUUUGUAAAAACUUCUGAAGAAAUCAUGUUUGAACAAGGAUGUACUUGGGAACAAGCUGUCGAAUAAGCUGAUGCUAUUGUUGUCCACGGUGAUAGAAUUGUAGCAUCCUUAGAUAAAGAAAUUGAGGAAGGUUUACCUUAGUAUUCUAUUUUAAGAAAAUGGGUUAAAAAACCUUAUUGCGUAUUUGCAAGAACAACUCCUGCUCAAAAAUUAUAAAUAGUCUAAGCCUGCUAAAAAGAAGGAUUUAUCACUGCCGUUACAGGAGAUGGUGUAAAUGACUCUCCUGCUAUUAAGUAAGGUGAUAUAGGUAUUUCUAUGAAUCUAACCGGAAGUGAUGUCACAAAAGAUGCAGCUGAUAUGGUUCUUCUUGAUGAUGACUUUGCUUCUAUUGUAUCAGGAGUUGAAGAAGGUAGAAAGAUUUUUGAUAACCUUAAAAAGACCUUCGUUUACCUUUUAUGCUCAAAUGUCCCAGAAAUUCUUCCUUUCCUCGCAACAAUCAUUUGGGCAAUUCCCCUUCCUUUAACAAAUAUUUAUAUGCUUUGCAUUUGUGUCGGAACAGAUCUUUAUCCUGCUAUUGCUCUUGCAUAUGAAGAAGCUGAAAUUGAUAUCAUGACAAGAAAACCAAGAUCAAAAGAUGACCAUAUUGUCUCACUUGUUUUAAUGACACAUUCAUAUGGCCUUAUGGGAAUAAUGUCAAUGGCUGCUGGUUUUAUUGCAUACUUUACUUCAUUAAAUUAUUACGGAUUCCCCAUAAUGGAAUUAUUUGGAAUGGCCAACUAUAGUGGAUAUUACCCUCCUAUCCAUGAUUUUGGUGACUAUUCUAAUAAGCCUUUAGGAGUUAUGUAUAACUAAAAUGUUAUGCAAGAUCCUGUCACAUUAAAAGACUACACAGAUUGUACAAAAGUCCCAUAAUCUAUCUUAGAUUAAUAUAGCUGGACUCCUGACUGGUUCUUGGUUUCAGAUGGUCAAUAUGAUUUAAGAAAAGGAUUUAUAAGUUGUGAUUCAAAAACUGGUUAAUGGAAAUCUCUUGUUUCUAAAUGGAGUGAAUGUCAUGUUAACUCUGACCACAACUACUCAAGUUUUGUUCAUAACACAGCUUGCUACUCUACUGAUGGAUUAAAAUAUACAUAAUCUUGUUUCUUUGUUUGCAUAGUACUCUUUUAAUGGAGUAAUAUUUUUGCUUGCAAGAGUAGAAAAUCUUCAUUUGCAACUUCGCCAUAUAACAGUUAAAUGAUUAAAGGUAUUGCUUUUGAAACUAUACUAGCAAUUUUCUUAGUCUUAACUCCUGGUGUAAAUAAUGUAUUUGGUGGACGUCCACUUGAUUUCUUUUAGUUUAUGUUUCCUGCUGCUCCAUUUUCCAUUUUAGUGCUAGCUUGGGAUGAAUCUAGGAAAUAUUUAGUAAGAAUAAAUAAAUGGUUUUUAAAGUAUUGCUAUUGGUGA